Molecule: messenger RNA, 5108 nt
Organism: Polypterus senegalus (gray bichir)
Lineage: Eukaryota; Metazoa; Chordata; Cladistia; Polypteriformes; Polypteridae
Product: integrin alpha-M-like
Exons: 19
Coding region: 148-2001 (617 amino acids)
Biological process (GO): integrin-mediated signaling pathway; cell adhesion mediated by integrin; cell-cell adhesion
Cellular component (GO): external side of plasma membrane; integrin complex
Molecular function (GO): integrin binding
Source: RefSeq, a predicted model, not a curated record
ACUGCUAGUGGGAGCGCCAAACUAUUACAAGCCUGAAACAGAAGGCAUGGUCUAUGUGUACCACUUGGGAGAGGCUGCCAUCGCUACACUUCUUUUCAACGUGAGUGGAGAAACUGGGUUUCAGUCGGCCCGUUUGAGGACGGACUGAUGGACAUCGCCAUUGGUGCCCCGCUAGAAGAUGACAACAGAGGCAGUGUGUACAUUUUCCAUGGUUCAGCGACUGGGAUGAACUCCCGGUACUCACAGCGAAUCGAGGGACGUUUUCUGUCCCCGGACCUACAGUUCUUUGGACAGUCGAUUCACGGAGCAAUGGACAUAAAUGGAGACGCACUCACUGAUAUUGCAGUGGGAUCCCUCGGCACAGUCGUCUUGCUUAGUUCCAGGCCAGUCUUGAAUGUCACGGCUAAAAUCAGCUUUGACUGCCUCUCCAAAGGCAAGGAGGAAUCUGUGGGGAAUGUGACUGUUUGCUUCAGGGUGUGUCGAGCAAACGGAAGGAAUUCAGACAAUGCUAUCAAUAUCUCCUACUGGCUGGAGCUGGACAGUUUUCGUCUGCGCAGCAGAGCUUUCUUUGGGAACAACAAAAGGCUGCUACUUGAAGUGACAGAGAUGUCUGUAGGAGAACACUGUUUUCCAUAUGAUGUCCAGAUGCCAAAAUGUGUGGAGGACACUUACUCACCUGUCAAAAUUAAGUUGAACUUCACUCAGAAUGAACUUCUCAACACGGAUGGUCGUCUGACAGCGAUCCUGAAUCAAGCAAGUGAGACCACAGUGCUAAGCGAGAUUCUAUUUGAGAAUAGGUGUGGAAAGAACAUCAAUUGCAUUGCAGACUUGCAGCUGAGUGCCAGCUUCUCCAAUGUGCGCUCUCUGAUUGUGGGGGCUCAGCAUCGCCUGAAUGUGACAGUCCUGCUGGAGAACGUUGGUGAUGAUUCCUACAACACCACCCUCUCCUUCUUCUACCCCCCGGCGCUGUCCUUCGCUAAGAAUGAGCUAAUCCAGUUCAACAGGAAAGCAAAUGCUAACUGCCAUGAUGGGAGAAACAUUGAAACCAUUGGGGAGACCAUAUGCAAAGUCAGCCCCCAAGUUUUCCCUGGUAAGACAAUGGCCGUGUACCUCAACAUGUUUGACAUCAACUUUGACAGCGCAUGGAAUGAAAUGAUAGAAAUGAACAUCCGCGUCACAAGUGACAACAGGAACGCGUCUGCUGGAAACACGUCUGUGACGAUAAGCCUUCCCAUUCAGUUUGCUAUCAACGUGAUGAUCAGGGGUGAAGACUCUACCACGCUCAUGAAGUCCUUCACAAAUAUGCAGGAGAAGAUGAUUCUCACCCACAAGUAUCAGGUGAAGAACAUCGGGCAAUAUGCGCUUCCCGUCAACAUCACCUUCUACCUGCCAGCUGAGUUAGAUGAGACCUUCACAUGGAACUCGGGCGAGCCUUUCACGAAGAAUGCAAACUGUUCCCCAAAGAAAGUCGAGAAGAAAACAGAUGAGAUGAAACAGGAAUGUCCUGCAGCCCGAUGUAUCGUGUACCACUGCGAAAUCAAAUCUCUCAACCAAUCAACACCUGUCUACUUCACGUUUGAAGGGGAGGCGUAUUUUAAAAUGUCAGCGCACCCAAAGAAACUGGGCUUUUCAUCUGAGACCAAGAAUGUGAAGGUUCAGAGCAAGGCCUAUCUCACGUAUGACCAGAGCCUCUAUGUUCAGAUUGGCACGGAGGAUUCCAAAAGACUGGGUCGGUACCACAUUGCUGAGAUCUCGACGCAUGUAAACCUGACCAUUGAGCCGAACCUGAUUUUUGUUUAUGGUGUGGGAGUUGGUUGCGGUCUUCUGUUUCUAUUACUUCUCAUCGUUGUUUUCUAUAAGUGUGGCUUUUUCAAGCGUAAGAAAUUUGAUGAACAUGAGCAAAGAGAUAAUAUGGAUUGUGAAGAAGAAUCAGACCAACAAAGCUCCUUGCACUUUGAGAAUAUAGAAAUGACUGAAAACAAUCCAUUCAAUGGUGAAUAGUUGACAGCUACAACAAUAGGAGGGGAAACGGGGCUUGGCUGGAGGAGACUGGCUGGUGGUUCUGCAAGAAGGACUCUGGCCUACACUGGAGAUUAAACCAGUUGUAUUCUUUGGACACAACCACUUCAAAUGGCAAUCGAAUUGUGUGAACUAUCAGACUAGAGCGGACACUAGUGGAUCUCAGAGUCUGGCCAGAAAAUGAAUGACUCUUCCACAUUGUCCAGCUAGAUGGCUUCUGAAUUUCAUAACCAUUACCAGAUAAAGUUCUUCAACUGGGAAUUUCUACACAUCUGAGGAAAAUUUAAUUCAUGUGAAUAAUUCUCAUGACUAAUAUGCAGACCAAUGGUUAUUUUUCAUUUAUCUGUUUUAAAAUCGAUAAAAAAAAUGUUGUUUAGUUGCAUGGACUAUGAAGGUGCAUGUUGUAUUCAAGCUCUUCAAUGCAAAAAAAUUGGUGUCACAAUCAGGCACGCAGAGCUGUACGUUAAGGGUACACAAAUCGGUGGCCUGUCCCUCCAUUUAUUGUUCUGAAGCUAAACUUGAGAAGUCAAAGUUAUUAGCAGUUGUGGAGCAAUAGCCAUAAUUACUACAAAUGUAAAUGUAUGCCGCACUUAUCAAGUGGUUUUAUUUGACUGCUGUCUCUUUCGUGAUUUCCACGGGACUGACGUGAACGUACAUUUGUGAGUCAAGGAAACCUUAAUCAGUGAAUGACUUUUCUACAUCACCGCUGUUACAAAGUCGUUUGAAGUUUUGCUGUCAUAAAGGAGAAAAACAAAGAUGGCCAAACUACAACAUGGCUAUUAGAGACACUCUGGCUACUCGUAUAAUUAUCUAAUAUUCCAGCUCUCGUGAGAUGUUCUUAACAAGAUAACGCUACAGACGGCAGGCCAAAGGGCAAUUUGGUGUACAAAUCUUUUGAAUGAAUUAUUUUCUGUGACAUCUGGCAUCUCAGUUGAUAAUAACCAUUUGGGCAGAAGUUAAUAUAGUCAUGCUAAUAACACAGGAACAUCGAUUUACUUUAAAUUACUCUCUUAUUGGUGUUUGAGCAUUGCUUUUAACAGCAUUUAAUAAAAAGUUUCAUAAUCACUCCAAUAUUUUAGGGAAAGUAUUCUUAAAGGUAAUGUCAAAAAAUAAAAUGAACACGUGUUAGAUGGCCUGUGUUCUAAAGUAUUCCUAGAUUUUAUAAAACCGUUAUUGACAAUUCAGUCCACCUUGAAAAAAAUCAUAACCACUCCAGAGAUAUAAUGACAAAAAAUAAAGGAAAUACACCAUUAAGAAAUGUCUGGGGAUGUUAAGGCAAAUGCAUUUUUAGUGAAAUCGGAAAUACACUUCUCUGAAAGAUCUGAUUAGUUUAUGCUUUGUUCUUUGACUCUCUUUUUUUUUUAAAGAAACAUACAAUCCUGCCGACUACACUUUUUUUUUUUCCUAAACAGACCCUAACGGAUUAAUUUCUCCUGUUUUAGUCUGGGUUAAGUAGUGUUUUCAUAUUUUUGGAAUUUAAAUAUGCUUAUUUAUGUUAAUGUUAUGGCAGUUACGUCAUCAUAGUGAAAUUUUCUAUUCUGUGUUUUGGCUGGUCGGCACCAUUUUGAUUUGGCCGAUAUUAUUCGUGGUUUUCUAAGCCUGUCACAGGAUUCAUGUGAUAAUGUCAGUCAUGACUCUUGUCCCGACAGUAAAAGCUUCUGGUGUUCUAGAAUCAGAUCUUUAUUGAAACAAACAUUCAUUUGAAGAAUUAGUAAGGGACUGCAGUCAUCAGGUUAGUGUGGGGACUUUUUAUUUCAUUUUGUUUAUUCGUUGGCUCUUGUGAACUUUUCAAACAUUUGAUUUUGAUUUAUUAGACUAUUAUUUUGUACGCCACCUUUUCAUCUGUCCAUCUUUUGGCACCCAAAAUUCUCCAGAGUGUCUGUACGAGUCCUUUGAGUGUUCUACUGCUUAUUUUUGGGCUAAAGAGGAAAUUUCACACAAACAUUAAAGUUUUUCUUGACACAGAGAAGCUCAGACACUUAGGAUACGUGACCAGUAGUGUGGUAGGCAGGAGGACCUUAGGGACCUUCAAAACUCCACUUGAUGUUAUCUUAGAAGAAUUAAGUGGACAGGAACGGCGAGCUUUGGUGGGCUGAAGGGCCUGUUCUUGUCUCGAUUGUUUUAAUGUUCUAAUUCAGCAGGGAAAGUUUACUUUUCUAUAAGCUACGUGACGCAUGUAAAUACUGCGUGUUAGGAUAUGGAAGACCAAAUGGAAUGUGCAACAACAUAAACAUAUCUGAAAGGCUUUGGUUUUUUUUAAUAAUCUGAAUGCUUGUAGUGUUUUAUGUACUUUUAAAGAUCAAAUUGAAAACUUAUGGGAAGCUGAAAGGGGAACUAAAGGUGCAGAGACCUCAAAAUAAGAGUUCUACAAAUUAUGUUUUUUUUAUAGUAACAAGUAGUUUAUUUUUUAUUAUGUAAUAUCAAACAAACUGAAUUAUUCCCAUCUGAAAUUGUCACCAUAGACCUGCGCAGUGUGAACGUUUUAUAAACCUUGAGAUGUUCUUUAUUGAGUCCCAAAGCUUACAUUGCAGUAUGUCACAGAGUUUAACGGAAACCCACCAGGACUUAACAAUUUUCAACAGUCACUUGCUUUCCUCUAAAAAUAAAGUAUAUUCUUUUAAGCUUUGCAACUAAAUGUAAAAAUGUUUAUUGUACAAUGCAUACAUUUUGUAGAUGUGGUCUGAAUUUGGGGUACCAAUGGAUGUUUACUGCUGUACUGGGGGGUUUAUUUACUGUAGUUAUGAUCGAUGUGACAUUUUGCACCCAUUUUUACUACUUUUUAAAAUUUUCUGUUCAUUUUUUAUCAUGACAUUUAUUUAUUUGUAUACCGUAAUGUUGCUUGUAAUGUAUUCUACCAUUACGUGGCUUGGCAGCCAUACGGCUGUGGAUCAUCGCAUCAUCACAGCAUUUAAGAUGGUGAUACGCUUCUCCCAGCAUCCAAGAUUUUGGAUUUUGCUGCUGAAUUGUAAGUUUAGGCACAAACGUGUUUUCUAUGGGUCCAUAAAUACAUAAAUGUGUUUCCGCUAAAGUCUUCUUUCAGGUUCUGAGGCUGGCGUGUCUUCUUAGGUCUCACGUUCUCGUGUCUUCAG